Molecule: messenger RNA, 3630 nt
Organism: Ctenopharyngodon idella (grass carp)
Lineage: Eukaryota; Metazoa; Chordata; Actinopteri; Cypriniformes; Xenocyprididae
Gene: hdc
Product: histidine decarboxylase
Exons: 11
Coding region: 149-2074 (641 amino acids)
Biological process (GO): histamine biosynthetic process; L-histidine catabolic process
Molecular function (GO): histidine decarboxylase activity; pyridoxal phosphate binding
Source: RefSeq, a predicted model, not a curated record
GCUCACGUACAGGCUGAAUCAAUCGUGUCUUUGUGGAGUAAAUGUGCGGCGGUUUGCGUCAGCGGGCAGCGGCUGGUGAACGGCGGCUAUAAAAGCGCUUGAGAGCUGAAGCGGCUCACACACGGCUGAUCUUCCUCUGACGGACGGGAUGCAGGAGCAGGAAUACAUGCUGAGAGGGAAGGAGAUGGUGGAUUUCAUACAGCAGUAUCUCACACGGAUCCGUGAGCGGCGGGUUGUUCCGGAUGUUCAGCCGGGUUACAUGCGUCCUCUGCUGCCCAGCAGCGCCCCGAAUGAGCCUGAGGACUGGAGCAGCAUCAUGAGGGACGUGGAGAACAUCAUCAUGCCCGGGGUGGUGCACUGGCAGAGUCCUCACAUGCACGCGUAUUUCCCUGCGCUCACCUCAUGGCCGUCUCUGCUGGGCGACAUGCUGGCAGACGCCAUUAACUGCCUCGGCUUCACCUGGGCCUCGAGUCCAGCAUGUACAGAGCUGGAGAUGUGUGUGUUGGACUGGUUGUGUAAAGCGCUCGGGUUGCCAGAUCACUAUUUACACCAUCAUCCACAGAGCAAUGGAGGAGGAAUACUGCAGAGUACGGUCAGUGAAUGUACGCUGGUCGCUCUGCUCGUCGCCAGGAAGGACCGAAUCCUGCAGAUGAAGAGUGAAUUCACACACGCCGACACCGACGAAUCUGUCCUGAACUCCAGACUCAUCGCAUACGCCUCCGAUCAGGCUCACUCGUCAGUGGAGAAGGCCGGUUUGAUCUCUCUGGUGAAGAUCAGGUUUCUAGAGACGGACGAGGCGUUUUCUCUGCGUGGAGAAACUCUUCAGCGCGCCAUCGACGAGGACCGGAGGAGAGGCUUCAUUCCCGUGAUGUUGUGUGCGACGCUCGGAUCCACCGGUGUGUGUUCCUUUGACCGUCUGGAUGAACUCGGCCCUGUGUGUGCGCGCGAGGGUCUCUGGCUGCACGUGGACGCGGCAUACGCUGGAUCUGCUCUGCUCUGUCCUGAACUGCGAUAUUUUCUCAACGGAAUCGAGUUUGCAGAUUCAUUCGUCUUCAACCCGUCAAAGUGGAUGAUGGUCCAUUUUGACUGUACAGCAUUUUGGGUGAAGAACAAGAUGAAGCUUCAGCAGACGUUCACCGUCGACCCGCUGUACCUGAGACACGAUAACUCCGACGCCACCGACUUCAUGGUGCGCUCACAUCACACUCGUUACGCUGUGUUAAUCUGUGUGAUGUUAAUUAACGCUCGUCUGUCGUUUCAGCACUGGCAGAUCUCUCUGAGCCGCCGCUUCCGCUCUCUGAAGCUGUGGUUUGUGAUGCGCUCCUUUGGUCUGAAGAACCUGCAGGCUCACAUUCGACACAGCGUGGAGAUGGCGAAGCUGUUCGAGUCUCUGGUCAGAAAUGACACAAACUUCCAGAUCCCGGCGCAGCGACACCUCGGCCUGGUCGUCUUCUGCCUACGAGCUGGAAACGGAGCGACGCAGGAGUUACUGAGGAAGCUGACUAAAUCCGGCCACAUGUUUCUGAUUCCAGCCGCCAUCGGGAACAAACUCAUCAUCCGCUUCGCCGUGACGUCGCAGUUCACCAGCGCGCAGGACAUCGAGAGGGACUGGAGCCUCAUCCAGCAGGCGUCCCGCGAGGUGCUGCAGGCCUGCGCUCUCUCCCGCCAGCCCAGCCUGAUCUCUGACCCCGACAGCUGCGAGGAGGACCAGGAGGAGGCGCCGCUGACCAUCCACUCGGAGCUGAGCCGGAUGCGUCUGGAGCCCAUGAUAGACGGGCGUCUGGUGCGUCAGGGCCAAAGACGGGCCAUCCGCUCCAUGAGCUGCAGCGCCGAGCUGCCGCCCGCCAGACCCGAGCGCUCGCACCCGCUGGAGCAGAUCCCAGAGCAGCCGGCGCAGCCGAGAGCGCAGAAGCGUCUGCUGAAGUUCCACAGCGUGCCGAGCCUGUCGCAGGUCUGGGCUCAGUGCGGCAUGCAGCAGCUCUACCACCCCUUCAAGAGAGGGCUGGUCACCAGCCGCGCCAGCUGCUUAAACUGCCUCCCUCUCACAGAGACCAGCCCACUGCACUCCGAAUAACACACACACACACACACACACACACACACACACACACACACUCACACACACACACACACUCUCUCACACACACACACACUCACACACACACAUACACACACACACACACACUCACACACACACACACACACACUCACACACACAGCACAGGACUCACAGGAGCGUCAGGGAUGUUUUCACACAGGCAGGUCAGUGAACAUCACAAUACACCCGACAUGAAAACACAUUCGUUCUGUUCCUUUAUGAUUACAGAAAGCAUCAUGUGAUCAAUGUCUCUCAGUAUUGAUUAAUAAAAACACAUUUACUUGAAAACACAUAUUUACUGCUAAAAGUUUGGACACACUGACUGAAUUUCUGUUUGUCAUCGUCCUAAAAACGAUGGACAAAAAUGGAUUUGCUUUCAGUGUUUCUCAAACUGGAGUUUGUGAGUCGAUGUAAAGCUAAUAAUUCAGCUGCGUUCACAUCCUCGGACUCAGAAUUAUGCUUUUCUAUGGCAACACUAUCGACACCAAAAUGAAUCUGCAGUGGUCACAUGACACAAGUGGGUGCUCAGAAAAUUCCCAGUUUACAAGUUACAAAUUACGAAUUCUACAAGGAUGUAAAUGCUGUUUUCAAGUCGUAAUCUCGUACUUUUGGUAAUUAUGACAUGGUGUGAACACACCCUUAAAUCAUAAAAAUUAAAUCAUUUUAAAAUAAAAAGAUAAAAAUAUAUAUUUCUUUACCUGUGUGUCAUCUAAGGAAGCCUGUUUCUGCCACGGAAUAAAACAUAAAAAAAGGUAAUUGCAAUAUUUUAUCUCACAAUUCUGACUUUUUUUUGUUGCAAUUGUGAGCUAAAAGUCACAAUUCCCUUUAUUAUUUUUUAUUCCGUGGCAGAAACAGGCUUCCAUAGUCAUGUGACCUACAUCAUGUGAAUGUGUAGGUAAAUUAUUAAAAUACUGAAUCUCAGAGGGACAAAAAUGUUUGGGAAUCUCUGAUGUGAAAAAAUUAUGCUUACAUGUGAUGUUAUUUAUAAUACAUUCAUUUACAAUAAUGCUAAAUUAUUAUUGUCUAAAGAUUAUUACUAUUAAUGUACCAUUUAUUUAUUUUUACAAAAUAUUUGCGACCUAGUAUUAGGUUUCAGUAAUAUGACAUUUCCUUCGAGUCACAGACGUGUUCAGACUCAGAUGUGCUUACAGUCGGUUCAUGAUCGUCUUCUCUGUCAGAUCAGUUCAUGGUUUGAUAAAUCCGAGUGUUUGUCACAGUCUCAAGUGUCCUUCACUGAUGGAGCUGAACAUCUCCUCCGUCAUGGGCACGAGCGUUUGCUUGGAGUCGUCCAGGAAGAAGACUUUAUUGCGGACGACGUUUGAAUCGAAUCCUUCCUGCACCAGCUGACCUUUGACCUGUUUGAAGGUUCCCGUCAUGUCCAGCUGGUUCUGAGGAGGAAACGGCCGUCAGACGCGCUGAGAACGAAAGCUCGUUUCCACAGCGGAAUCAAACAUGAGCUGCGACUUUUAUCUCAGAAUUGAGAGUUAUAAAGUCCAAAUUCUGAGAAAUAAACUUGCAAUUACAAGAAAAAA